Messenger RNA from Xiphophorus hellerii (green swordtail), 2821 nucleotides. RefSeq names its product tetraspanin 4a (gene tspan4a). The record is from RefSeq and is a predicted model, not a curated record. The coding region runs from base 1407 to 2381 and encodes 324 amino acids. The transcript is spliced from 7 exons. Lineage: Eukaryota; Metazoa; Chordata; Actinopteri; Cyprinodontiformes; Poeciliidae. Gene Ontology annotation, cellular component: plasma membrane.
GGGAGAGUAUCGGAGCUUGUGAGAGAAAGGGGGAAAGAGAAGAAAAAAGGGGGGGGGGCAUACUGAGAGAGCGAAAGAAGGAGGGAGCUUCUGGGAGCAAUUCUGGACUACCGCUCAAACACUGCAGUCUUUCUUUUGCUUCUCUGAGGAAACAGGGUUACCCUUCUUGCUGCCUAACGCUCCUUCUUACUUCUUCCGUGGCUGCGUUGCUAUGACCCUGAUGGACACCUUGAUCUCCUCACCCACCUAGAGAAGAGGAGAAACGAGCUGUAGCGGAGAAGGGAGAAACAAGAGGAAGCGAAACCACACACUUUGUCUCUGUGAUGAGAGUCUGGAAAUUAAUUACCUACCGUCAGCACAGAGGGGGAAGCGCAGAGAGGUGCACAGUUAAUAGAAUAACUGAGAGUUGAAGAGGGUGACUUUGUAGAUGUGUGAAGAACAGGCUGUGGCGAGGCGCAGAGAAACCCCUAGGCACUUCUCAGAAACAAAAAGGGACAAGUUUGGGUCGUCGCGUGAAGUGAGGAGGAAAUUAGGCAAGGCUGUAACUCCACAGGGAUACUAAUUCAAGAAGCCAAAGAACUGUCCAAUCGCAAGCAUCCUUCAUCUUUUCAUUUUUCUUUCCAACCUUCCUCUUAAAUCCAUAACUACAUCCCUAACUCUCAUCUCCUUGCCUUGUUUUAGUUCUUUUUUUUGCAUGUCAGCAAAAGCACAUCAUCAGCCACAUUCACAUGCUGAAUGCUCAGAUGCACCUAAGACUAAUAGCGCAGCGUUGUAUUCUCAGAAAUAGAUGUGUCAUCUGCUGCUGAGUAAAAAGUUGAUUUAGCUAUAUUAGAGGUGUCAUUACUUGCUGGACAGGAGCACCCACUCUGGAAUCUCUUGUGAGACCAGGUAGGACAUUUCUGGAUCAUUUUGGGUACUCCAAGCAGGUGGGGAUGUGUUAAGCUCUCCAGUUGUUCACCUGAUUGAAACGUUAUGAGAUGAAACUGCAGACCGGCUUAUCUCUCAGAGCACGGCACCUGUGUUUGAGGGAUUAUGCUAAGGGAAAUAGGGAUGUGCAGCUGUACUUGUGCAUCGCAAGACAGUGUCCGGAAUACAAUGAAUUACACAGGUGGUGUCGCCAGAAUGUGCAAGGUCUCCUGCUCAAUGUAAUGACUCUAAAAGAUUAAAGACAACUCAAUUGGGGUGACACAUUUUCUUCAAUAGAUUAAUUUAGAUCAAGUGCAACCUCAUUUAUGAUAUAAUUAAUCCAGCAUUGCUAGGAUUUGUCAGGGGGGUCAUACUUAUCUUAAAAUCCAUUUCUCUGUUCUUGGAGGAGUAAGUCAUAGUACCUCGUAGUGAACUUGCCUCAGAACUGAAGCACACAGAGUGACUAUUAAGACUUUCUAAAGACUAAUUGUGCUUCCACAAUGAGACGCUCAAGCACAGAUGAGACUCCGUACCGACGCAGUCCAUCUCUGGACAGCAAACCUGACACUCCGCCCUUCACUUCUGGUUUUCACCGAUUCAGUGGAGAGUUUGAGUAUAAGAGACCUCCUUUUGCUUUCGGCUUCCACACAACAAAGGGGCCAAAGAACUCCAACGGGCGCUACGCCCAGGGGAAGAAGUAUGUGGUGUUUUACCUGGACCUCUCCUUCAUAUUCCUUCUAGAACUGCGGCGCUGCAGGAUGGCUGAGGGUUGCAUGAUGGCCCUACGCUAUGGAAUGGUCUUCUUCAACCUCCUUUUCUGGUUGGGAGGAUGUGGCAUCCUGGGGGUCGGAAUAUGGCUCUCAGUGACCCAGGGAAACUUUGCCACACUGUCAUCAUCCCUUCCUUCUUUGUCGGCAGCCAAUCUGCUCAUCGCAGUGGGGACAAUCAUCAUGGUGAUCGGAUGUCUGGGCUGCGUGGGAGCUGUCAAAGAAAGCCGCCCUCUGCUGCUGGCGUUCUUUAUCCUUCUCCUGCUUAUCUUUUUCCUGGAAAUUAUCUCCAUCAUGCUUUUCUUCAUAUACCAAGAUGAGAUUGAUCGCUAUGCUCAGAGGGAUUUGAAGAAGGGCCUACAGCUUUUCGGCACUGAAGGCAACGUGGGUUUGACCAACGCCUGGAUGAUCGUGCAGACUGAUUUUCGUUGCUGUGGAGUCACCAACCACACAGACUGGUUUGAGGUUUAUAAUGCCACCCGAGUCCCAGACUCCUGCUGCCUGGAGUACAGCGACAACUGUGGACUGGACAACCCAGGAACUUGGUGGACUGCACCAUGUUACGAGCGAGUAAAGGACUGGCUAAACGACAACCUGGUGGCACUUUGGAUCUUUGCUCUAUGCACAGCUCUCACUCAGAUCCUGGGUCUGGUCUUCUCUAUGACAAUGUUCUGCCAGGCAGUGAAAGUAGAGACUUUUUACGCCUAGCGAUCGACUCCUUUGCCCUUCAGAGUGCUUGGAUUGUUUCUCAUCUAAAAGGGACUCAUAAACCUCCCAACCUUGCGUCCUCCACUUUCUCCAUUGAAAAACUUUUUUUUCCUAAGCUUGUCCUCUCUAUGACAUUUGCUCUCAGAUGUCACCAGUUCACAGUGCUCCUGCUAUCGACCAGCGCAGUGUCAGUGUUAUCUCUCAUUCAUGUUUUGCUCCGUGUUAAAAGCUAAUUUUUUGUGAUAUAUUUUAUCAAACAGUAUUAUGAACAUGUAUAAAACAAACGUAACCCUUUUUUAAAUAUGUGUUUUGUUUAAAUUAUUUUCAGGUUUGUAUGUGUUUUAAAAAUAGGAGCUUCAGCUGAGAAAAGCGCACUGGGUUUUGUGAUGCAAGUGCAUGUCUCCUGCGAUGAUGUGAAUUAAAUGUUUUGACUCGACAGA